Molecule: messenger RNA, 2347 nt
Organism: Paramormyrops kingsleyae
Lineage: Eukaryota; Metazoa; Chordata; Actinopteri; Osteoglossiformes; Mormyridae
Gene: ethe1
Product: ETHE1 persulfide dioxygenase
Biological process (GO): glutathione metabolic process; hydrogen sulfide metabolic process
Cellular component (GO): mitochondrion
Molecular function (GO): sulfur dioxygenase activity
Source: RefSeq, a predicted model, not a curated record
CGAAAUGGGUUGACAGAGAGACUUCAGGGAUUUUGAGUCAUUCUGCGCUGCAGAUGGGUUAAUUGCGUUAAAAAAUUUUAAUCAGAUUAAUAAUGAUGAUGGAUUAAUCCGCGUUAACCCGUUAAUUUUGACAGCCCUAAUCCAGACAUUUACCACUCACUUGCAUUAGCUUUAACUUUCUAAUAUGCAAUAAAUGCAUAGCUUUCUUUUGUCGGACCCAUAGAGAAUGGAGUGGCAUGCCAAGUUUAGGAGGUGAUUAUUAAAAUGCAACAGUGAAAAUUUUAUCAAAAUUAUCUAGACGAUUGAAAUGAAAGAGGAGUGGCCUUCAGAAACUUAUAUAAAAAUAACGUCUUGAUGUAGUGUACUGUAUGCACUGAUGCCAUGUUUAGGAGUUCAUUAUUUUACAAUGCUGCAGUACAUUAUUAUAUAAAUCAGCAUUUACACUCAGUCUCAUCUACUAAUGGCAGAUUAUCUAGACGUUUUGAGAUAAAAGAAGAGGAAUGUCCUGAAAUGAGUUGAGGCCAUGUAUUCAGUAAUUUGUAUGUCAAUAUUGUUUUUAAAAAAGCGAGUGAAAACUGCCACCUAUCCUGGCGGCACAGCGCUACUUUGCAAGACAUUUAAGGUGGAACCGAAAUCGCGAAUAUAAGUAGCUGGUGAAUAAGGAGCCAACUUCAGCUUCGUCGGCCAAAGUCCGAACUAGUAGAGCAAAGCGGGCUUGAUAUCACGGAUAUCUAUAAAUGCUCAAACGGCUUUCCCAUAUGUCUUCCGCGUACGUGAUUUGCGUGCUAGUAUAACAGCUUGACCGACAGAGGCGGUGUCUUACAAAUAUAUUCAAGUACAUUCGGUGUGACAAGUUCUUCGUUCUGGCAAUGACAACAACAUAACAUCGGUAUUUGAACAGCAAUCGAAUCUAGUUAAACAUCUAGUUAGCUGUUUUGACGUAGUAAGAGGAAUAAGUUCCGAGAGAACAAAGUACGACAUUAUUUUUUAUUUAAUUAAAAUAUAUUUAGAUGUACGUGUUAGCGUAAUUGUUUAUACGGGGUAUACCCAAUAAUCGAUUAAUUUUCACUUUUUAAAAUUAUGCAAUCAAUAUUUAUGCACAAAACCGGGUAGCAUUACGGUUGAUGUGCUGCUCACGUUAAUUAAAAUUCCUGCGUGUCCUUUGUAUUUAGUUAGAUAAACGUAAACAUCUAGGUCGUGAUCUUUUCGACAGUACCGGGUGGCGAUAUAGUGAAACCAGCAUGAAUUCAGCGAUGACAAGCAGAAUUAAACUAAGCGUGGCCUACGUACUGCGAGCGGCCAGGACUGCGUGCGGGACGCUUCCUGCUUCUGUACACUUGCAGCACAAUUCUUACGGCAGACAAGACUGUCUGAAAACAGGCACUAAACACGAUUGUUCAGCAAUGGAUAAAGGAAGAGGAUUAAUAUUCAGACAGCUAUUUGAAGCUACCAGCAGUACCUACACAUACCUGUUGGGAGACCUAGAGUCCAGGGAGGCAGUUCUCAUUGAUCCUGUGUUGGAGACAGUGGACAGAGAUGUCAAACUGACCGAGGAAUUAAGUCUGAGUCUAAAAGUGGCUGUCAACACCCACUGCCAUGCAGAUCAUAUUACUGGCACUGGUAUUCUGAAAAAGAAGCUGUUUGGGUGUAAGAGCGCCAUCUCUCUGCACAGUGGAGCCAUGGCUGACAUCCAGCUGUCAGAGGGAGACUGCAUCACCUUUGGGAAACAUAGUCUGGUUGUACGAGAAACUCCAGGACACACAGACGGAUGUGUGACACUUGUCCUGAAUGACCAAUCCAUGGCCUUCACUGGGGAUGCCUUGCUCAUCAGGGGCUGUGGCAGGACUGACUUUCAGCAGGGCUGUCCCCAAAAACUUUACCAGUCAGUCCAUAAGAAGAUCUUCACUUUACCUGGGCACUGCCUCAUUUAUCCUGCUCAUGACUACAAAGACAUAGCAGUACCUGCCAACCUGGUAUGUGGACUUCAUGAAGUUUGAAUUUAGAAAACAAUGGAGGCAUCUCAGAAAAUUAUGCAUAUGCCGACUCUAAACAUAAUGUUUUGUCUUGCUCUACUUAUCUGAUUUUUGGUUAUAUUUUAACAAAAAUGCCAAUAUAUCAUUUUGAUGCAAUAAAGUAAUAUCAUUGUAAACCAGUUUUUUAAUUAACCGAUUAAAUGGUAUUGUGCUUACAAGCAUGCAAAUUGUGUAUUAAAUACUAUGUACAUAUUUAAGUGAUGAUAGACAAUUAUUUUACUACCUUUUAAUACCAAUAAGAAUUCAUACCUGUAUUGUAUGCUAAAAUGUCAAAUGGAAUUAUAAUUGUUACCUAUGAUGUGUGGUUUAUUGUA